ACCAUUUUGUUGUCAAAUUUUUGCAAUGACUGUCGUCUGCCGAGAAUCGUACAGUUCCCAGAGUGUUCCUCUGAGCUACAGAAGGAAUCAAGAUGGGACGAUUGAAGUGUUCAAAGAAGGAAGCAAUCAUGCUUUCAGCUCAUUAGCCCAGACAUUCAGAACUGUUUUUCUGCCGCAGGGGUACCCGGAGAGUGUCAGCGAGGAUUACUUGGCUUACCAAAUAUGGGACACGAUUCAGGCGUUCUGCAGCAGUAUUACAGGAACCCUAGCAACCCAAGCCAUGCUGAAGGGAGUAGGAGUGGGUGAUGUAACAGCCACUGCCGCAGCAGCCACCAUCACAUGGCUGUUGAAAGAUGGAACAGGGAUGUGUGGUCGUAUUGUGUUUGCAUGGUAUCAAGGAUCAAGUCUAGACUGUGAUGCAAAGCGAUGGAGGUUAUUUGCUGAUAUUCUGAAUGAUGCAGCCAUCUGCAUCGAGUUAAUCUCACCAUUAUUUCCGUAUUACUUCACUGCAAUCGCCUGCGUCUCUGGAGUUCUCAAGUCCAUCGUCGGUGUGGCAGGUGGGGCAACGAGGGCAGCAUUGACAUUGCACCAGGCAAGAAGAAACAACAUGGCCGACGUCAGCGCCAAGGAUGGUAGCCAGGAAACCUUAGUGAACCUAGCAGCUUUAGUUGUGGGUCUUUUGAUUACUCCGAUGGUGUCUGGUAAUCCUUUAUUGACUUGGUUCCUCUUCUUUCUCUUCACAUUCUUCCAUCUGUACGCAAAUUACCGGGCGGUAACCUGCGUGGUCAUGAACACGCUCAACCAAGCUCGUUUGCACAUCAUCAUGAAGGAGUACCUGACUACCAGGUUCCUACAUAUCCUAAGCCCUGCUGAGGCAAAUGCAAGGGAACCUGUAUUAAGGAGAGUGCCCAGACCACUGGAAGUCAACCUUGGUGCUCAAUUCGGCCAGCUGUGUAAAAGGUGGUCAGAUAUGGAACGAUGGGCUAGCAGCAGCAGCAAUGAAAAGUACUGGCUCGGACUCGAUAGAAGAACAGGGUUCAUCAACAUUCUUCUCCAUCGUGACUGCACAAGUCAAGACAUCAUCGAGGCUUGUUUCCAGGCCGAGAUUAUCGUCAUCAAUACUGAGAACGAGGACGUAAUCAGCCAGUAUUUUGAUUCGAGGGGGGACGAUCCAGAUAAAUAUACAAAAGGUGAUCAACUACCGGCAGAUGCCAGCUGGAAAGUGGUCAGAUUGUCUGGGCUCAUGGCAGAGAGCUUGUACCCAAACUUCGCCCUCGAACUACGAAAUACCGGCUGGGUCAUAGGUCAUACGUUAUUAGGGACCAAUGAGUGGCGGGCUGAGUGGAGUAUGACAGGGAUUCCAGAGGGGAAAUCAUUCAAAAGUCUCUGAUUGGUGGAUUAAGCCCGGACUCUCCGUGCCUUAGAUUUAAUUCCGGUAACUGAGAGUAUGGUUAAAGGCACUGGACACCUUUUGUAAUUGUCAAAUUAUUUUGAAUAAUUACCAAUAGUGUUCAAUGCCUGUAACUGUUGUAAUUACAUGCAAUUCGGUGUUAUUAAUUUUUUUAAAGCAAUAAUGGUUUAAGUGUCUUGCUUAAGAACACAAGUGUCAAGACCAGGACUCGAACACACACUCAGAAACACUAGAGCUUGGGUCUAGUGUGUUUGAUGGCUCGUCAACAACACGCCUACCUGUUACAUAGCAGUUCAUAAUUUACUAGUGAUAGUGCAGUUAAUAUUGAUCCUCCACGCUAAAGUAGUAGUCCCGGCCAAUUUUCCACCUUCCGCCCAGGUAGUAGUUAAAAGGCAGGACAUUUCUUUUCAGAACUGGGAAGUCUCCCGAAAAAUUUACUGCGCGGUAUAAAUAGCAAGACACUUCUCUAAAAAACAACUCUACCUGGCAAGUAGAUAGAUAAACACAUGGUGUUAUGGGUGUU
Messenger RNA from Asterias rubens (European starfish), 1934 nucleotides. Its product is annotated as RUS1 family protein C16orf58-like. Bases 26 to 1390 code for a protein of 454 amino acids. The record is from RefSeq and is a predicted model, not a curated record. Lineage: Eukaryota; Metazoa; Echinodermata; Asteroidea; Forcipulatida; Asteriidae. The transcript has 14 exons.